Molecule: messenger RNA, 5999 nt
Organism: Mus pahari (shrew mouse)
Lineage: Eukaryota; Metazoa; Chordata; Mammalia; Rodentia; Muridae
Gene: Rgs6
Product: regulator of G protein signaling 6
Exons: 19
Coding region: 440-2098 (552 amino acids)
Biological process (GO): G protein-coupled receptor signaling pathway; intracellular signal transduction; regulation of G protein-coupled receptor signaling pathway
Molecular function (GO): GTPase activator activity
Source: RefSeq, a predicted model, not a curated record
UGGCGAUCGGCCCCCGCCGGGUGGCCAAGAGCUCCGCCCGGGGGCGCCCCGGGGUCCCUGUUGCUGUGGGCGCCGAGGGGGCGGAUCCGGUCCGGACCAGCGAGGGGCGAGGGAAACACCCCGGGAGCCCCGCGCCCUGGCACCAUGCGACCCGCCGCGCCUCCUCCCGGGUCCGGGGCUGUAGAGUGUACUAGCUGAGCCCCCUGUGGUCACCGCCUCGGAGAGUGGCACCAAGAAGGUGGAAGAGGAGGAGAAGGCGACACUCGGGAGAGCAGUGCCCGGACAGAUUCGGCCGCUCCUCCACCUCCGAGAGCUGGCGACUCCCGGGUUCCCCAGCCUUAUCAUGAGCCGGGCGCCAGCCAGGCUUUAGGAGAAACUGAGACGCCGGAGCGAGUCGAGACAAUUCUUUGGUUGCUAAGUGUGAGAGAAGACACUCAGGAUGGCUCAGGGAUCCGGGGACCAGCGAGCAGUGGGGAUCGCUGAUCCAGAAGAGAGCUCUCCCAACAUGAUUGUCUACUGCAAAAUUGAGGACAUCAUUACAAAGAUGCAAGAUGACAAGACAGGGGGUGUGCCCGUCAGAACAGUUAAGAGUUUUCUCUCCAAAAUCCCCAGUGUCGUCACAGGUACUGACAUUGUGCAAUGGCUUAUGAAGAACCUUUCCAUUGAGGACCCAGUUGAAGCAAUACACCUGGGAAGCCUUAUCGCCGCCCAGGGCUACAUCUUCCCAAUCUCAGACCACGUUCUCACCAUGAAGGAUGAUGGUACCUUCUACCGAUUCCAGGCUCCUUACUUCUGGCCUUCAAACUGCUGGGAACCUGAAAACACGGACUACGCCAUCUAUCUCUGUAAGCGGACGAUGCAGAACAAAGCGAGGCUGGAACUGGCCGACUACGAAGCAGAAAACUUAGCAAGACUCCAGAGGGCCUUUGCCCGGAAGUGGGAGUUCAUCUUUAUGCAAGCAGAAGCGCAAGUAAAGAUUGACCGGAAAAAGGAUAAGACAGAAAGAAAAAUUCUGGAUAGCCAAGAACGGGCCUUCUGGGAUGUCCACAGGCCAGUGCCAGGCUGUGUGAACACAACAGAAAUGGAUAUCAGAAAAUGUCGGCGUUUGAAGAAUCCACAAAAGGUUAAAAAGUCAGUAUAUGGUGUGACAGACGAGACCCAGUCACAGAGUCCAGUGCACAUACCAAGCCAGCCAAUCAGGAAAACUACAAAAGAUGACAUCCGAAAACAGAUAACGUUUUUGAACGCACAGAUUGACAGACAUUGUCUGAAAAUGUCCAAAGUGGCUGAAAGCUUAAUCGCUUACACGGAGCAGUAUGUGGAGUACGACCCAUUCAUAACACCAGCAGAGCCAUCUAAUCCUUGGAUCAGCGAUGACAUCACCUUAUGGGACAUAGAGAUGAGCAAAGAGCCCAGCCAGCAGCGAGUGAAGCGUUGGGGCUUCUCUUUUGAUGAGAUACUGAAGGACCAGGUGGGGCGGGACCAGUUCCUCAGAUUCCUGGAGUCAGAAUUCAGUUCAGAAAAUCUCAGGUUCUGGCUGGCCGUCCAAGAUCUCAAGAAGCAACCUCUACAGGACGUGGCCAAGAGGGUGGAGGAAAUCUGGCAAGAGUUUCUAGCUCCCGGAGCCCCAAGUGCCAUCAACCUGGAUUCUCACAGCUAUGAGAUAACCAGUCAGAAUGUCAAAGAUGGAGGGAGAUACACGUUUGAAGAUGCCCAGGAGCACAUCUACAAGCUGAUGAAGAGUGACAGCUACGCCCGCUUCCUACGGUCCAAUGCUUACCAGGAUCUGUUGCUGGCCAAGAAGAAGCCAGAAAGUGAGCAAGGCCGUAGAACUUCCCUAGAAAAGUUCACCCGCAGUGUGUGCUGCUGGCGCAGAGUCAGAAUGGCCGCCGCGUUUCACCCCCGAGGUGGCUUCCUUCCAGCAGUGGGGAAAGUCACUGGCGGGCAAGCGCCUUACGGGCCUGAUGCAGUCCUCCUGACCGCCCCAACCCCAGGCCCAGGGCCCGGGCCCGCAGAGCACCCGGGCAGGCGACGCUCCACAUCCAACGACAGAGCUUCCUUGAGGGGAGAUUUGGUCACUGUGAAGGAGAAAGAGUGAGGGCCAUGGAAGGCACUGGCGGGAAGACGCGGUGGGUGAACGGGGAGACCAGAGAGAAAGAGUCCACGGUGCUGGGCUAGGGGGAGAGGCCCUGCUUAUAGCCUCUCUCUUGUACAGCCACACACCAAUGCUUAUUCUCAACAAGGGUCCAUUUCUAACUUGGUCAGAGAAUGUCUCAUGGGGUUCCUGUCUAACUGUCACUCGAGAUGUUAACCUCACCUGUCCAGUCGUCAGGAGAAUCACGCCUUCCAGCAAACUUCAGAGGGACCCUGGGCACAUAGUAUUAAACAUCACCUUCCUUCUACUCUCUCCAAUGCACUGGCAGCACUCACUGCCACCUGUUCACCCUCCCCGCACUGGUGGCCACCCAGGUGUACUGGGUGUGUGGCAAAACGCUGCUUUCACAUACAAUGUCAAAAGUCACAUCUUCAGCCCCAGUGACCCUUCAAGUUCUCUCCACCCUCUGUGGGACCACAUUUUAAAGAAGUCUCCGUGGGUGUGAUGGCCACCCCGAGUUCCCAUCAAAUGUCUAAGGGUCCAGAGCUUGAAGAGGCACCUAGUACAGAUAAUGGAGUGUAUUGUUUAGCCAUUGAAAGUUUGGGUGACAAUCUUUUAAAGAUAUUAUUACUUCCUGUCUUCUGAUUGUGCCCCUUGCCCCUCGGCUUGUCCCCUUGUAUUUUACUCACAAUAAACAUGGCCAUGAACUCAGGGGCCAUUGGGCUUCUCCCCACUGGUAGCCCAAGAUGGAAGUUUCUGGAGGUGGAUGGGUUGUAGGGCUGGCCCAUGGUGGUAUCCUACCAGGCCUGGCCAGACUCUCACUGGUUUAGGGCUCAGUUGUUCCUGAAGCUUAAACACACUAUGUAAUGACAGGUCCCAGCCAGAGCCGCAGAAGUCCCCUCCCAACCUUAUUCUGAAGACCCAACCAAAGCACCUUAUUAAAAGAAGCCGAUCAUCUAGAAAAAAUGAGCUAGAACCUGCAAGAGAUCUUCUGUGUUCUCCCGGUGUGUCAGAAUAACCAUUUGUCAACCUGGGUGUGAAGUCUUGUAGCUAAGGUGUCGCAUCAGUUCCUGAAUGAACACACAAGCAGUGCUUGGCAAAUGGCGGCUAGUACGGUCAUUGUCAUUGUUACAAUGACAAUGUGAUCACCAGAUGCCCUCAGACACAGAUGUAUUAGGCAAUAUGCUUUAAAUUCAAACACACACGCACACCUGCCCUGCCAACACCUGUUGGCUCCUCCUUUGAUCUAUAUUUGGCCAUAGGUGAAAACUCCCCCUUGGGAGUAUAUAAACAGAGAAGGAAAAUGAAGGAAAGAAGUUAGGAAGGAAGGGAGGAAGGAAGGAAGGAAGGAAGGAAGGAAGGAAGGAAGGAAGGAAGGAAGGAAGGUAGGCAAACAUUGUUUGUGUAAGCAAAUUGACUAGCUGGUGACCCAAGGUCCACGUGUUUGUUCAGUCUCAGCUUUCUGGGUGCAUCAUGUGACCCAUCUGCCCAGCCCCCACCUGCAAACCCUGUCUAUGUCUGCUUCUACACACCCCCAGAUCCACAAGCCUCCUGUUGGUCCCUCACAGAGGAAUCCUCCAGGGGCACUUAUAAUCCUCCUUUUAAGAUUCUUGGCCAGCACAUCUGUUUCCAGGUUAGUUUUCUUCUUGAGACAUGGUGGAAGUCAGAGGGUGUCUCCAAAGGUGAGGGUAAACACCCAGACUCUUGCCAGCUGCUCCCGCUGAGCCUUGGUAAACCAGAAGUAUCCACAUGAGUAGUGAGUGGGGGAAUUGAAGCCACAACCCAAGUUAUGGGGUCUUCCAGCCCCGUCUCUCUAGCUCCACUUAAAACAAAUAAAACAACAAAACAAACAAGACUCCUUUACAUAGAACCCCCCAGUUUCUGAACAAAGUUGUAGUCCAAGUUCAUCUCCAUCCAACAUUACCCAAAGGAAACUUCUCUACCAAGGGCACCCUAGGCUGUGCUGACACUAAGACAUCUGAUAUUCUCAAACAGUGGUUACAUCUGUGCCCUCAGUCACGCAGGACAAGGAUUAUGGCUGCCCUCUGCCCCUUCUAUGGACUACAGAACACAUUCUAAGCCAGGCUGCAACCUGGGUAGGACAGAUUUCUUGAACACAGCUUCUGUGCCCUUUUCUGCACCAAUUCUUGUCUGCUGGUUUUGCAAUGUGCUGAUCUGAAAACUGGCCUCACUCUGGAGGUCCCCACGUGGCCCACCCAGAGGCAGGUAUAUUCUAGUUCUGCGAUGAACAGGAGGCACACUUCUAAAGACUUCCAGGGGACAGAGAAGCAGACAGGACAGUCGGCAGGUUCAAUAGGGCCAAGGACAGACAGACAGACACUCUACACGGACUCAAGCCUGGAGCAAUAAGCUCUCUCCCCCACCUCACUACAAGGGGUAAUCACAGGCAUGUGGCCACUAUGUGUGCCUCGGGAGAUCAGGCAAGUUGAGAAAACAAAGCAGAACAAAGUUGUUCCACCCAAGUUGACCAGCCCACGUCAGUUUGACAUGCAAGAUUAUAAUGCAAAGAUUGGAAAAAUUGGAUCUCAGCCAGCUUCCCUUUGGCCUGGUACACACAGACAAAAAUCUAGAUGUUUGAUCAUCAUUCCUCAGCAAGGCAGAUUCCUCUGCCCUGUCCUGCCCCCCUGGAAGCCUGCUGGGCUCUCCCGGCUUGAUGUGGUCUGAGAGGAGAAUCUACCCUGUGAUGACAUGUGGCACAAGGGUCAUUUUGGCAGCUCCCCAGUCUCAGCAGGUGAGUCGGGCACAGGCAGGGAAACAAAUGCUGACAUAAAUGUUUCCUGCAUUGGCCAGAGUGCAGCUGGGAGACUGUACAUCUAAACGCCCAGCAGUGCCCUGACACCAGGCUGACCUAGGGAGCCAGAAGAAACAACCUGCCUUUCUAGAAAGUGACACAUCCAUCUCACUUCCCUGGCUGUGUCCCAGAAAGAAAGGGAGGCCAGUGAAGUUAGUUAAGUCCUCUCUAGGCUUGCCCACCGCUCAGUAGCUAGGUAUCAGACGAGUACCCAGGAAGGGCCUCUUACAAUGCUAAGUUGCUGCUUGGACUAGCCAAGCACUUGGGACACGCCCAACAAGAUUCCUGGGAUGUUCAAACUACCUCACUAACAGGAUACAGACCCAGGCGCCUGGCCCACGUGCUGGUUAUGAAAGUCAGUGGUUUUCCUGAAAUGCGCCCUCCCGUUCUGUUGCGCGUGUGUGGGCUUCAGACGACAGCACCAAGAAGCCUUCCCAGAAUGGGGAAAGGAUUGAGGGCUGUUCAUCUUUGGGCCCUGGAGAAUUUCCUGGAGGAAAAUGUUCCAGCAAGUUCCAGGAACUGGGAAGCCCAGGGCUAGGGAGAAAUUCUGUGACACCAGCCUGCAAAGGGACCUGGCUGAGAUGAAUUCGUUGGCAAGGACUGUGGAAUAGUUGAGUAGUGGUCAAAUAAAUUGCUAAUAACUCACCACUGGAAUCUCCGAGAGAGGCCUGUGCUCAUGUAACCAUGGCAACAGCAGACGCCAGCAAUCUACUCAUUAGUGCCACCCAGUGAUAAGGCCUCCCCCUGGGCAAGACCCAGGGGCCAUCAAGUAGCAAAGUAGCAAAUGUAGCAAUAAGGGGCCUGGGACCCUGAGGUGGCAGGAUCCAAAUAACAGGGUCUCAGCCUUCCCCAAGCCUCAGACGGGGGCAGAGACAGCGGCUAUCAGCUGUCUGGGGUUGGGGAGCCCUGCCCACACCAAGGGUCCCUGUCCUAUAGCCUAUGACCAUUCACCGCAUGAUCACAGACACGUUGGAAUGGCCCCCUCGUAGUGCAUGUGGUUCUCGUUAGUUUAUUUUUCUGGAAUUUGGGGAACUGGACCCCAGGACCAAACAUGCUGGAAACAGUCUAAAAAUAAACAACUACUUGAACCCA